AUGUUGCCGCUCCGACCAUCUGUUCAUCCACAGCUCUGCAGAAAUAGAGAUGAUCUUGUAGGUAAUGAAAUAUUCAAAAAUGGCGAUAAUCCUGGAGAUAUAGCUGCAACAUUGGUAGCACAAGCCAAUCCGGGGGCAAAUUACUUGGUCAGUCAAUUCUGUGAAAACGUUACCUUAAAAAGCCUCGCACUUCGCGAAUGUGCAUUUUGUUGCGUAUUUUGUUGUAAAACAAAGCAUUUUGAUUGUUCAAAUGAAGAUGCCCACAUACUUGUGGACUCUGCGAGGUGCGCAUGGAGCUUGUCCAGACCAAGACGAGCACUUAACGAUAUGACUCCUUGGGAACCCAACUUGUAA
Molecule: messenger RNA, 354 nt
Organism: Dracunculus medinensis (Guinea worm)
Lineage: Eukaryota; Metazoa; Nematoda; Chromadorea; Rhabditida; Dracunculidae
Source: the annotation of a GenBank genome assembly